UAACGUUCUUGCCACCUUAACCCUAAACCGGAGUUUCCACAGCCUCGCACAGUUUUCACUUCAACAUUGAUCUUCAGCAGGUCCAAGGUAACAGACAUGGCGGAGAAGGAAACGAUAAUGGUGUUGAAGGUCGACCUUCAGUGUUGUCGCUGCUACAAGAAAGUGAUGAAAGUUCUUGCUAAGUUCCCUCAAAUACGAGACCAGAUAUACGACAAGAAGGCCAACACGGUGACCAUCACGGUGGUCUGCUGCGAUCCAGAGAAGCUGAGGGACAAGUUAUGCUGUAAAGGUGGCGGAUCCAUCAAGAGUAUCGAGAUCAAACCACCUCGAAAACCCAAGGAGCCCAAAGAAUCACCGCCAAAAUCACCAGCGAAAAAGGCUUCUCCACCGCCGCCGGCGGAAUGUCCGCCGGUCAGAUGUUGUUGCACAGAAUGUUACCAUGUCCAUCUUUGGGGUCCUCCCCCUUGCUACUUUGGUGUACCACCACUUCCUCCCCCAUGCUAUUCUUAUGGUAGGCCAGUUUACGAUAACUGGGGCGGCUGCUGCUACAGGUACAAAUGUGCGAGUCUCGGUGAUUGUUUUAGCGACGAGAAUCCACAAGCUUGCUCUGUCAUGUAACUGUUUUAACAUGGCGCAUUCUAAAAGAUGGUAGUAAUAGCUUGGAUAUGUAUCAGUUCUUUUAUGUGAAUUUUUAUUUUUUCUUCUUUUUAUUGAACAAUGUUUUAUUGGUCAUAA
Messenger RNA from Hibiscus syriacus, 735 nucleotides. RefSeq names its product protein PYRICULARIA ORYZAE RESISTANCE 21-like. Lineage: Eukaryota; Viridiplantae; Streptophyta; Magnoliopsida; Malvales; Malvaceae. Bases 97 to 618 code for a protein of 173 amino acids. Gene Ontology annotation, molecular function: metal ion binding. The transcript has 3 exons. The record is from RefSeq and is a predicted model, not a curated record.